Molecule: messenger RNA, 1065 nt
Organism: Sapajus apella (tufted capuchin)
Lineage: Eukaryota; Metazoa; Chordata; Mammalia; Primates; Cebidae
Gene: NDUFAF4
Product: NADH:ubiquinone oxidoreductase complex assembly factor 4
Exons: 3
Coding region: 16-645 (209 amino acids)
Biological process (GO): mitochondrial respiratory chain complex I assembly
Cellular component (GO): mitochondrion
Source: RefSeq, a predicted model, not a curated record
CUCUCGACCGGGCACAUGUGCGCAUGCUCCAGGCGCCCAGGAAGUUGUUCCCCCCUCCCCCUUUUCGCCGGUGUUUCCUCGUGCGACGUGAACCUGAGGACAUCAUGUUAUGAAGAAAUGGGGGGUUUGGUGAUUCGCGGGAUGAGAAAUUUCAACGUAGAAAACAGAGCGGAGCGGGAAAUCAGCAAGAUGAAGCCCUCUCCCGCUCCCAGGCACCCUUCUACCAAUAGCCUCCUGCAAACGCAGAUGGGUGUCAAUCCAGAAAUUAAGGGAGAGAUUGCUCGUAAAGAUGACAAACUACUGUCGUUUCUAAAAGAUGUGUAUGUUGAUUCCAAAGAUCCUGUGUCUUCCGUGCAGGUAAAAGCUGCUGAAACACAUCAAGAGCCAGAGGAAUUCAGAUUGCCAAAAGGCCAACACUUUGAUGUAAUAAAUAUUAAGAGCAUUCCCAAAGGCAAAAUUUCUAUUGUGGAAGCAUUGACACUUCUCAAUAAUCAUAAACGUUAUCCAGAAACAUGGACUGCUGAGAAAAUAGCACAAGAGUACCUUUUAGAACAGAAAGAUGUGAAUUCCCUUCUUAAAUAUUUUGUUACUUUUGAAGUCAAAGUCUUCUCUCCUGAAGACAAGAAAGCGAUAGAACCAAAAUGAAGAAAAUCACAAAAAUUUGCUAUGUGUACUCCUCAUCUUUCAUCCUGUAUAUUUUCUCAUUUUUUGCAUAUUAUGUUAAUUACCAAGUGUUUCAUGCUCUUAUUGUGAGAACAUACUCUUAAUGUUUAUUGAGUUCCCUGACUUUUCAAGAUUGCCAUAGCAUGUAUUUUGUUUUCUUUUAAUUUUGUUUAGGAAUAUUUCAUGUGUACAUGUCAGCAUGACUAUCGGCACAUCUGUACCUUUAUUAUAAGUAAAAGAAUUAAUGUGUUGUUUUAGGCACAUCAUGCCAACUUUUAAAUUGGUCAUACGACCCCUUGGGAAAUGUCCUGAAUCCCUCAUUUAAGUUUUACUUUCCAUGUUAAGUGUUUAGUUCAUUCUUCAUAUGUGAUAGUGAAAAUAAAAGCUUUCCUGACUCUUAAA